Echinococcus granulosus is the source of this 3498-nucleotide messenger RNA. RefSeq names its product Tubulin polyglutamylase TTLL5. Bases 1 to 3498 code for a protein of 1165 amino acids. The transcript has 5 exons. Gene Ontology annotation, biological process: protein polyglutamylation; microtubule cytoskeleton organization. Gene Ontology annotation, cellular component: cilium. Lineage: Eukaryota; Metazoa; Platyhelminthes; Cestoda; Cyclophyllidea; Taeniidae. Gene Ontology annotation, molecular function: tubulin-glutamic acid ligase activity; tubulin binding. The record is from RefSeq and is a predicted model, not a curated record.
AUGUACAACACCAUAGUAGAUUAUGAUGCAAAUAUAAAACCAAAAGGUAAAUCAUAUAACGGUUUGCAUAGUACGGAUGAUGGUUCUGGUUUUCAACCCUGCAGAAUUCGAAGAUGGCAUUCCAAAUCGCGGCAAAGAUCCAAUUCGUUGAAAUCGCAUAGGUCAGAAGAAUUUACAAAGUCGUAUUUAUUUGGACCUGUUUUGAGGCACAUUAAAGCGGAGUCUGCAUGGUUUGCUCCGUUGUCACCUAUUCCGGUUCGACAACCUGGCUUGGCAUGGAAUGGUGUGUACCGCCGCACUCCAACUCUAAUUUUCUCACCAACGGUUAUGAUGUGCAAAGAGAGUAGUGUAAAAACUCUAGCAGAAAAGUUUAAUCUUUCUUUUAAACUAAACAGGGCAGACUGUCGGCUUCUUCGAAGCAUGAUGCAAAGCCAUGGUUUUAUUGAAGUCAAUAGUCUUUCUUCCGAAUUCAACUUAAUGUGGUCAAAUAGCCACAUUAAGCCCACAGAACUCAGAGCUAUGUGUGAUUUUCAAAGAGUCAACCAUUUUCCUCGGUCAUACGAGCUUACUAGAAAGGAUAAGCUUGCUCAGAAUAUCAAAAGAAUGCAAUAUUUAAAAGGACUGAGUAAUUUUGAUAUAAUUCCGAAGACUUUUGUUCUACCAUGUGAUCAAAUUGAAUUACGAUCGAGCUAUUUAAAGGGCCAAGGACCAUACAUAGUCAAACCCAUUGCCUCCUCUAGGGGUAGGGGCAUUCACAUUAUUUGCAAUCCCGAUGCAAUAAAUAGUACGGAUCAGGUUAUUGUCUCUAAGUAUGUAUCAAAUCCACUGUUAAUUGAUGGCUUCAAAUUUGAUUUGCGAUUAUACGUCGCAGUUACAUCGUACUGUCCUCUUACAAUCUACAUUUAUGAGGAAGGAUUGGUGCGAUUUGCGACAGUGCGUUACCAGAAGGGCUCUAAGCACUACAAAAAUUUAUGCAUGCAUCUGACAAACUACAGUGUCAACAAGAAAAAUCGCUUCUUCGUUCACAACGAUGACGCAGAUAUAGAAGACUUUGGGAACAAAUGGUCACUUGGUGCGUUAUUACGGUAUUUGAGAGGUGAAGGUAAAGACACAGCGGCAUUGAUGCUUCGUAUAGAGGACAUCAUAAUCAAAGCUUUUAUUGCGGUUGAAGACCCAAUCAACCAGGCUUGUCGCCUUUUUAUGAGCUCAAAGUUCAAUUGCUUCGAGCUCUACGGGUUCGACGUAAUCGUUGAUGAAAAUCUCCGGCCGUGGUUACUUGAGGUCAAUCUAUCACCAUCUUUAGCAUGUGAUACACCUCUUGACUUCAAAGUAAAAUCAAAUAUGCUCUCAGACUUAUUAAACUUGGCUGGAAUCAUAUGCUAUGAUCCAACGAAGCGAUGCAAAAAGGGAGCUUGUGGAACUCCAAAUUUUACUUCACCCAAACAUCCUACUUACUUUGUGUCCGCCCAAAAAUACGUCAAUGAAGAGAGCCAAAAUCUACUUUUGAUAGGCAAAAUUCAGUCCAAAAUCUCCAGCUCCUCGAAAGAGAUGACAUCAGAAGAGCUGCAACUUGUGCGUCGGUUUCAAGAGGAAACAGCACGCUGCGGUGGAUGGCUCCGAAUCUUCCCCUGUGGGGAUACCUGGAUGCAGUACGCCAGUCUCCUCCACGACAACAGCCAGGGAGAGAUAACAGACACUCCCCAGCCCAGAUGGCGUUUCUCCAUGGCCUCAGCUCCGACACACACUCCCACCGUUGCAACCAGCGGUACAAUACAGAGGGGUGGCCGUCGAGUCAAUGAGGAUUUCCUCACUCAUGCUUCCGCUACAAUGGCCGUUUUAGCUAUGCAGAAGGCCAGUUCGCUUAGGGUUGGGACGAUGGCUAGGAACAAUGACGGAGAAAUCACCUUAAUUCAUCCUAAUCUCGUACCCCCUAAGGUUAACAUCGGAAUGUUUACAGGUCUAUCAAGUCCAGGAGACAAUGAACCCUUUGCCUCGGAAGUGGAUGAAGACAAUGAAGAAAAGCUCAUGGUUCACAUGCCGCCGCUGCAGGCCGAUGAUGCAGACUCCGUGCUACCAAUUCACAGUCUAACUACAAAUGUUCUCUCGGAGUACCUGAUGAUUGGUCUUGGAUUCAACCUUCAAGCUUCAAACGUUAAACGAGAACAGGCGAAUCGUGUAGCGACAUGUUAUUCCCAGACUCUGGGGCGACUUCCAUUCUACCACAGGAAGAUUGGAGCCUUGCCCGUGUGUAUACGAGGCGUUUGUCUGUUAGCUGGAUGUGGUCACGAAUCAGGAGUACCACGUCUUUGUGGAAUGCGCAGAAAUGAGGAAAAUAAUAUCUCAUAUGACCCUCAUUAUGUCGCCUCAACGAUUGAAAACCUUCCUGACACAGAGCACAUCAGUAGGCUCUAUAGGCGAGAAAAAGGUGGUGUUCAAAUCCAAUCAAUGACUCAAUACCAAGCACGAAUGACAUUUUCCGCCUAUCUUUCACGGAUACACUCACGGUUCAAAGCACAUGUUCUGGCAGAUAAUAAAAAGCAGGAAUGCGUAGCUUCGAAGAAAGCUGAUAAGCAAGCGGACCUAAUAUUGAGAUUUUUGCAGAAAGCAGCUCUCAAAUUAUCUCCACAGGCAGUUAAGUGGUUUUACAGUACAAAUGACAAUAAAUUUAUACAAAUAUAUGAUCACGAAACCACCCUAAGCCGUGUUGAAGAAGGAUCUGGGGAGGGUGAUGGCAGCAGCGACGCAAAUUUUAACCAAUUCAUUGAAAAUGCCACUGAAAACGAACUAGAGGUGAUCCUAAGUCAGUACACCCGCACAUUCCAUUCACUAAGUCUUUUCACCCGGCAACCUUCGAAGUAUGUGGUCUUACAAAUGGAGCAAAGCGAGAUUACAUCUACUCAUUCACGAUUCGAAAUCCAAGCGAACUCGAAUAAAUUCCAAGGUCGGGAAACACCAGCACCAAUCGAAGGUUUUGAUGAUACACUGAAAGAGACAAAUGAAUCAGUUGGAUUGGGAUCGCAUGAAAUCCAUGACAAAUUCAUCGGAAUCGUGAGUCCAACGUCUCAGUUCAAAUCUACCGAGAACCUACACUUUCGAAAUGAAAUCAAAGCUGAAUUCAUAACAAAACAUUACAAGCCUAUAAAACACAGAACUCCAGCGGGAGACAUUCAAAAUUUAAUGUCGAAUCCACCCUCUACAGGGGUUACGGUGACGAAUAUGGAGCAUGAAACCAUGACCAAGUUCGCACCAAAUAAAGCUGUUAAUUUUGGCCUGUUGGAAGACGAUUUCAAGGGGUCAUUUCAUGAUUCUAAAGGAUCCUUUAACUCAAAACAGUCCGAAGGUAAAAAUGGAAGCGAAUUUUAUUAUGACGGUUAUCGCGACCAUGACUAUUGCACCGUCGAGCGUUGCAAAAUGCAGGAAAAAUGUGCCUGUCUAUUUGGAUUCCUACAUUGUAGCGAGGCGGAUGUAUUUGAUAUUAGUUUGCUGGAUGAAAACUAA